Striga asiatica is the source of this 885-nucleotide messenger RNA. The record is from the annotation of a GenBank genome assembly. NCBI's taxonomy places the organism in Eukaryota, Viridiplantae, Streptophyta, Magnoliopsida, Lamiales, Orobanchaceae.
CCCAGCGGCAAUACUUCGAUGCUAAGUCUUGCGAUGCCCAAUUUGCAAAUGGACACCGUUAUAGCUUAGCCCAGUAACAGAGCAUACAUAGGAAGAAGGAGAGAGAUACACAUAUAUAGAGAGAGAAACGCACAGGAAAUUUGUGAUUUGAAGGGAGAAAAAGAGAUGGAUGGGCCGCCGGAAAAUGACGUCUGCUCGAUAUGCCAUGCGAGCUUUCACAUCCCUUGCCAAGCCAAUUGCAGCCAUUGGUUUUGCGGCUUCGUCUAGGCAGCAUCAUAGGGCUGAUGUUGCUGAGAUUUUGCAAAGGAUUGAAAGAUACAAUCGUUUGUAUGGCGAGCGUUCAAAUGGUCUCAUGCAGAGAAUGCAAGACCUUCCCUUUCUUCUCAAGAGAUUAUUACGUGAUAUCAUGGAUCCUCAAAGAUCACUGCCAUUUGUCAUCAGGGCACGCGUUUAUCUGGCAAUGAUGGUUAGUUUUAUAUAUGUUAUUAGCCCUGUGGACAUCAUCCCUGAAGCUUUGCUGGGUGUCUUUGGUCUGUUGGAUGAUGUGAUCAUUGUGUUCAUAUGCUUCCUGCAUGUUGCUGCACUUUAUCGAGCUGUUCUACUUUCACGCCAUGGAGGAGGUACUUAGAGUUGAAAUGGAUGUUUUGCACAAACGAAAAAAGAGACGAAAAAUGAACUAUCAUCUUAACUAAAAGAAUAAUAUGGUUAUGUCCUUCUGGAUUUGUGGCAACCGAAUUACAACAAGUGAAGGCCUGCUCAUAAUUUAUCCUCUGUCUUUCUUUUUUGUCAUUUUAUUGAUAUUUUUUAGUUUCAACCCUGUACUGGAUAGAAAUUUGGAUGAGAAAUAAAUUAUUUUAUUGUUGAUGGCAAGUACUUGCGCCUCCA